Molecule: messenger RNA, 6203 nt
Organism: Neofelis nebulosa (Clouded leopard)
Lineage: Eukaryota; Metazoa; Chordata; Mammalia; Carnivora; Felidae
Gene: NEURL4
Product: neuralized E3 ubiquitin protein ligase 4
Exons: 29
Coding region: 1057-5766 (1569 amino acids)
Molecular function (GO): ubiquitin protein ligase activity
Source: RefSeq, a predicted model, not a curated record
GACUGAGGCCCGGGCCCCCUCCCGCUCAGCUACCUGGAGCCGCGGCCCCGGCUUCGAGACUUUAUAUAGGGACCUCGGGCUAGGGGCCCCUCCGGCUGCCCCACCCAAAGGCCUUCUUUCUUUGUCUCUGGGAUUUGUUCCCGCCCUUCUGCCCCAUCACCGCCUUCAUCCGAAUUAUCCAAUCAGAGUCAGGGGUCCCGGUCAUGGGGCGGAAGCCUUAAUUGUGACGUCAUAGUCCUCCAACCUCAGCGCGAGCUCGGACAGCUGGGCUGGGGGGCUUGAUAGCUCGGGGUUUGGGGGGCAGCACCGUCAGUGCCAUUGCUUGAAUCUGCCUGCCAGGGUUUCAUUGGACUCUUCAUCCGUGGCUUUAAAAUUUAAGGGUUUGGCUAGAUUGAAGUUCAAGUGGGCUUGUUUAGGAAUAUCACGAGCCCCUUCCCUGCCCCCCCCCCCAGUCGACGCGCUUUGCCUCUCACGAGAAGUGCGCUACACAGUGGAGGGACUGCGACAGCGUCGCAAAAUAUAUCCGGUCUCGGUGCGAGGGCAGAGGUUUUUAUUUAUGAAGCUACCGGUUCCCUUCUCUGGAUGCUCCAGACGCCGCUCUUACGGCGUCGAAGGGUGUAGCGCGAAGGGAAGACACCUCCUCCUGUUGCCGUAAAGCGAAAACUUCAAGGCGUCGCCUGCCUCGGCGGGGGCGGGGUCGUUGGGGCCGCUGUCGCAAAGCUGAAGGUGGGGGGCCAGCACCCCCUGCGUCGUAAAGAUGCCUAAGGCGGUCGUUUCUUCUACUGUCGCAAAAGCUCGCUGCCCAAGUCUGCACCCCACUCCGAGCCACUCCGUCACCCGGCCGUGCCGUAAAGCAAGCCUGCCCGACCCCGUCGUCCUUCUGUUCCCACCGCGGUGGUCAUUAGUUCCCCAGCCCGGGAUGCUUCGUUGCCCGGCAGUGCCGUAAAGCAUACCUGGCCCCAGCCCCGAGCCCUAUUCCCUCCGGGUGUGUGUGUGCACCGCGGUUGCCACGGUGCCGCCAAGCGCGGCUGUCGCGCGGCCCGGGUGUCAGCGGCGAUGGCGGCGGGGUCGGGUGGGAGCGGGGGCUCUGGGGGAGGCCCCGGGCCGGGGCCGGGUGGGGGUGGGGGCCCCGGCGGGAGCGGCCCAGGGCCGGGGUCCGGCGGGGGUCUGGGCAGCGGCGGGGAGCUGCACCCGCGCACCGGGCGCUUGGUGAGCCUGUCGGCCUGUGGGCGUACGGCGCGGCGGCAGCAGCCGGGCCAGGAGUUUAACCACGGGCUGGUGUUGAGCCGGGAGCCUUUGCGCGACGGCCGCGUCUUCACCGUCCGCAUCGACCGCAAGGUCAACUCCUGGAGUGGCUCCAUUGAGAUUGGGGUGACGGCACUGGACCCCAGUGUGCUAGACUUCCCAAGCAGCGCCACGGGGCUGAAGGGGGGCUCAUGGGUGGUGUCGGGCUGCUCAGUGCUGAGGGACGGACGUUCUGUGCUGGAGGAGUAUGGUCAGGACCUGGACCAGCUCGGUGAAGGGGACCGUGUGGGCGUGGAGCGCACAGUUGCCGGGGAGCUGCGGCUCUGGGUGAACGGGCGGGACUGCGGGGUGGCCGCCACGGGCCUCCCCGCGCGUGUCUGGGCCGUUGUGGACCUUUACGGCAAGUGCACGCAGAUCACCGUGCUACCCCCUGAGCCAGGUUUCAGCCCCCCUGCUCCCAUCCCUACACCCCCCCUCGAGCCCUCCGCGCCCCCUGAAGAUUCUGCCUUGACUGAACAGGGGACCCCGGGGGACGAAGCCUUCAUGGUGUCCCCAGCGCAGGCCCGGCCGGAGACGUUUCCUAACAGCCUUGAGUCGCAUAAUGAUUUUGCCAGCAUGGAGCUCUCGGAGGUGGUGGGCAACGCCAUCCUGUCUGCCUACAACGGGGGGCUCCUAAAUGUGAACCUGAGCUCCCCCCCGGCCGGGGAAGGACCGGGGCCCAGCGGCGCUGCCACCUCGCCUGUCCUCACUUCCAACGACGCCCUGCUCUUUCACGAGAAGUGCGGAACCCUCAUCAAACUCAGCAACAAUAACAAGACAGCCGAGCGCCGCCGGCCCCUGGAUGAGUUCAACAACGGCGUGGUCAUGACCAACCGUCCGCUCCGGGACAACGAGAUGUUUGAGAUCCGCAUCGACAAGCUCGUGGAUAAGUGGUCUGGCUCCAUUGAGAUCGGUGUCACCACCCACAACCCCAACAGCCUGGAGUACCCAGCCACCAUGACCAACUUGCAGUCAGGCACCAUCAUGAUGAGUGGCUGUGGGAUCCUGACCAACGGCAAGGGCACCCGCCGGGAGUACUGUGAGUUCAGUCUGGAUGAGCUACAGGAGGGCGACCACAUCGGUCUCACGAGGAAGUCCAACUCUGCCCUGCAUUUCUUCAUUAACGGCAUCGAUCAGGGCGUGGCCACCCCGCUGACGCCCCCGGUGGUGUAUGGAGUGGUGGACUUGUACGGGAUGGCGGUGAAGGUGACCAUCGUCCAUAAUAACAACCACAGCGACCGUCUGCGCCGCAACAAUGCCAUCCUGCGGGCCCUGUCUCCCGAGGGCGCCCUCCGCCGCGCCGCCCCCGCCGCUCAGGCCGAGCCCGAGCGCCUGCUCUUCCACCCGAACUGCGGGCAGAAGGCGGCUAUCACCCACGAGGGACGCACCGCCUUGAGGCCCCAUGCCACCGAUGACUUCAAUCACGGCGUGGUGCUGAGCAGCAGAGCCCUGCGGGACGGAGAGGUGUUCCAGGUGCGCAUCGACAAGAUGGUGGACAAGUGGGCUGGCUCCAUCGAGAUCGGUGUCACCACCCACAACCCUGCCUACCUCCAGUUGCCUUCCACCAUGACCAACCUGCGCUCGGGGACCUGGAUGAUGACCGGCAACGGGGUGAUGCACAACGGGACGACCAUCCUGGACGAGUACGGGCACAACCUGGACCGCCUCAAGGCAGGGGACACGGUGGGCGUGGUGCGGCGGGAGGACGGGACCCUGCACUUCUUUGUCAACGGGAUGACUCAGGGCCCCGCGGCCUGGAACGUGCCCCCGGGUGUCUACGCAGUCGUGGACCUCUACGGCCAGGCGGCCCAGGCCACCAUCGUGGACGACGCGGAGGUGCCCCCAGUCCCCGAGCCACUCCCCGAAGGGAACAACCAGGUGUCCCCGAGCUCCCCGUCAUCGGGGGCCGGGGGCUCCGACCUGCGUUUCCACCAGCUACACGGCAGUAACGCAGUGAUCACCAACGGGGGCCGCACCGCGCUCCGCCAUAACUGCCGCAGCGAGUUCAACGACGCCAUCGUCAUCUCCAAUCGGGCCCUGCGCGACGGGGAGCUGUUUGAAAUCGUCAUUCAGAAGAUGGUGGACCGCUGGUCAGGCUCCAUCGAGGCCGGAGUGACCGCUAUUCGGCCAGAAGACCUUGAGUUCCCCAACACCAUGACGGAUAUCGACUAUGACACGUGGAUGCUGAGUGGCACGGCCAUCAUGCAAGACGGAAACACGAUGCGCAACAACUACGGGUGCGACCUCGAUGCGCUGGGCACAGGCGCGCGCAUCGGCAUGAUGCGCACGGCCAAGGGCGACCUGCACUACUUCAUCAACGGCCAGGACCAAGGCGCCGCCUGCUCAGGCUUGCCUCCGGGUAAAGAAGUGUACGCGGUCGUGGAUCUCUACGGCCAGUGUGUCCAGGUGUCCAUCACCAACGCCACCGGCCCCAUGGACAACAGCCUGGCGACCAGCAACACGGCCACUGAGAAGUCCUUCCCCCUGCACUCCCCAGUGGCUGGCGUGGCUCACCGCUUUCACAGCACGUGUGGCAAGAACGUCACUCUGGAGGAGGACGGCACGAGGGCGGUACGCGCGGCCGGCUACGCUCACGGCCUGGUCUUCAGCACCAAGGAGCUCAAGACGGAGGAGGUGUUCGAGGUCAAAGUGGACGAGCUGGACGAGAAGUGGGCGGGCUCCCUGCGCCUGGGACUGACCACACUGGUGCCCGGGGACAUGGGGGCCGGCACGGGCGGGGGCCCGGCGCUGCCGCCCUCCCUGCCGGAGCUCCGGACCAAGACCACCUGGAUGGUGUCCAGCUGCGAAGUGAGGCGCGACGGCCAGCUCCAGAGGAUGAACUACGGCCGGAACCUGGAGAGGCUGGGGGUGGGCAGCCGCGUGGGCAUCCGCCGGGGGGCGGACGACACGAUGCACAUCUUGGUAGACGGAGAGGACAUGGGGCCUGCGGCCACCGGCGUUGCCAAGAACGUGUGGGCCGUGCUGGACCUGUACGGGCCCGUACGGAGCGUGUCUGUGGUCAGCUCCACGAGGCUGGAGGAGUCGGAAGGCACCCAGCCUCCCUCCCCCAGCUCGGACACCGGCAGCGAGGGCGAGGGCGAGGGCGAGGGCGAGGGCGAGGAAGAUGAUGACGGGGAGGAGCACAGCCCGAGGGGCCAGAAUCAAGUGGCCAUUAUGCCCACAGCCCUCGAGUUCCUGGAGAACCACGGGAAGAACAUCCUCUUGUCCAACGGGAACCGCACCGCCACGCGGGUGGCCAGCUACAACCAGGGCAUCGUUGUCAUCAACCAGCCCCUGGUGCCCCAGCUGCUGGUCCAGGUGCGGAUAGACUUCCUGAACCGGCAGUGGACGUCCUCCCUGGUCCUGGGCGUCAUCACCUGCCCGCCCGAGAGGCUCAACUUCCCCGCUUCUGCCUGUGCCCUCAAGCGGGCAGCCUGGCUGCUGCGGGGCCGUGGCAUCUUCCACAACGGUCUCAAGAUCUGUGAGAAGUUUGGGCCGAACCUGGACACGUGUCCUGAAGGCACCGUCCUGGGACUGCGGCUGGACGGCUCUGGGGGGCUGCACCUGCACGUCAAUGGGCUGGACCAGGGGGUGGCCGUACCGGACGUGCCCCAGCCCUGCCACGCGGUGGUGGACCUCUACGGCCAGUGCGAGCAGGUGACCAUCGUGAGUCCUGAACCAGGGGCUGCCAGUGGCAAGAGUGCGGGAACCCAAGGGGACAUGGAGAAGGCGGACAUGGUAGACGGUAUGAAGGAGAGCGUGUGCUGGGGGCCGCUGCCUGCCGCCAGCCCUCUCAAGAGCUGCGAGUAUCACGCCCUGUGCUCCCGCUUCCAAGAACUGCUGUUGCUUCCCGAGGAUUACUUUAUGCCUCCGCCCAAGCGAAGCCUGUGCUACUGUGAGUCUUGCCGGAAGCUUCGAGGGGACGAGGCCCACAGGCGCCGGGGAGAGCCCCCUCGGGAGUAUGCCCUGCCCUUCGGCUGGUGCAGGUUCAACCUCAGGGUGAAUCCCCGUCUGGAAGCUGGGACGCUAACCAAGAAGUGGCACAUGGCCUAUCACGGGAGCCACGUGGCAGCGGUGCGGAGGGUGCUGGACCGAGGGGAGCUGGGAGCAGGCGCUGCCUCUAUCCUGAGCUGCCGGCCGCUGAAGGGCGAGCCCGGGGUGGGGUUUGAGGAGCCCGGCGAGAACUGCGCCCCUCCCCGGGAGGAGCAGCCCCCUCCGGUGCUGCUCUCCCCGUCCCUGCAGUACGCUGGGGCCGAGACCCUGGCAUCCAAAGUGCAAUUCCGGGACCCCAAAUCCCAGCGGACACACCAGGCCCAGGUGGCGUUCCAGGUGUGCGUGCGCCCCGGCUCCUACACCCCCGGGCCCCCCUCGGCCGCCCUCAGAGAACCUCCGGACCCUCACUUUAGCCCAGCCGAACUCGAGUGGGUGACCAAGGAGAAGGGGGCCACGCUCCUCUAUGCCCUGCUGGUGCGGGUGGAAUGAGGGGCGGCCUGGCGAUGACAAGCACAGCGGGGCCCUGGGCCCGGGACUCCCAAGUGACGACCGACGACGAUCGCCCCGGCACGCGCGGGGCCCGGACAGGCAGGGGGCCCUGGAGCAGGCCCUGGAGUCCUGCCUCCCGCGCCCGCGGCAGCAGAGCCAUCCCCGACCGCGCGGCGGGCGAGCGGGAGCCGGGCCCGACAGCCCCCCUUUCAUGCACUGACUUGGGGAGCACGACUCCCCGGACUCCCUCCCCCGUACCACUUAAUUUAUUUCCGUUUUCGUUCCUGUUACUGUGAAUCCCGAGCAGCCCGGAUCCCCCUCCGGGCCGCCGCUUCCCGGGCCUCCGGGCGGUGGGAGGGCGCUCGCGGGGAAGGCGGGCCUCUGUACAGUUGUUACGGACGCGGGUUUCCAAGCAGCCAAUAAACGCCGUCCCGGAG